Messenger RNA from Lachancea meyersii CBS 8951, 1368 nucleotides. NCBI's taxonomy places the organism in Eukaryota, Fungi, Ascomycota, Saccharomycetes, Saccharomycetales, Saccharomycetaceae. The record is from the annotation of a GenBank genome assembly.
AUGGGAAUGUCCAGAGACGAGCUGCUGAGAAAGCUGGAAAAUCUGAAUGACAGAAUCAAUGAAUACUUUGAAUUAGACCUUGAAAGAGCAAAACAGCGGUACCGAUUGGUGCGUUAUGGAUCUAAAAUAACCGUGGUCGACAAAAUCGCGGAAAAAUCCGAGGCAGUCCACAAGUGGAGGACGAGAAUUAGAACAAAUUAUUCAUCCGCAGAAUCCCGGUUUCGCAAGAUCUGGGAGGCAUUGCAAAACAAUGCAGAACUGGACUUGUGUGUUUUAUCAGAUGCGUUGGGUAAUGUGCGAGUCUUCCAGAUCCAGAAGCUUGGAGCCGUGCUGGAAAAUGUCAGCUUGUCCAUUAAUGAAAUAAAGGCAUUAAAUCAAGACUUCGAUACUUUCAAGACCAUAUUGCAAUCCAUGAACGUGUCGGAAGAAAGUUUUCGCAGCUAUUUAAAAUGGCAGAGCGCUCUGUGCGACGGUUCUACGGACAUUUUCGAGCAAUUGCCCAAAAUCGUGUGGAACAACUGUAAGUAUCAGUGGGCCGGGAAUGCGUAUCGCAUCAGCGUGCCCCCACGAAACCUGAACCUUUACGUGGCGUACUGUAAGUUCCAUGCAAGGCUGGGGAUCUGCACGAACCCGACUUGCAAGUUUCUGCACGAUCCACAACAGGUUUCUAUCUGCAGGGAAUUCUUCAAUUCGGGCCAUUGCAAAUAUGGCGAGAAUUGCCGUUUGACGCAUACCCCAGGAAACCAGUACAUUCUCCCGCACUGUCCGAAAUUUGCUGCCCAUCAAUGCGAGUUCGAAAAGGGCGCAGAAUGCCUCUUUGGCGAGCAGCAGGCCGGGGAUCCACCCAAAACUACACAUUGUCGAUAUAUUCACUCUAAAAACGCGAAUCCACGAUACCCAACGUGCAGACAAUUUGCACACAUGGGAUGCUGCUACCGGGGCCUGGCAUGUCCUUUUCCGCAUUCUCUGGAGUGUCCAGAUGCCACUUACACCUCGGAAUGCUUUCUGGUGCAUUGCAAGUACGCGCAUCGGGACUUGGAUUCGGAUAAAAAUGGGCUUAAAAACCCGGCUCGUUUGCCCCUGACCGAGAUUUCGACCGAUGCGUUCCUAUUGCCACCGCUGUGCAAGAGGGACCCGCGAACUACGCCCGGGCUUUCGUGGUACGGUCUGCGCUCCAGCCAAUCUAGCAAUAAUAUCAAAAAUGGUAACAAUACAAAAGCUAUUUCCGACGACACAACACAAUUUAAACUAUCUAUAGGGUCCUCCUCCUCCGAUGCCGACGAAGAGGAGUCCACAACCUCCGAUACAAGCUCAGAAACGUCGCAAUAUUCCGGUGACGAGCUAGAUGCAGAUUUUAUCAAAUUGUGA